CCUCUCCUCUCCGCCCACUCCACUCGCCACAGCAGGCUAGCACACCACACCAGACCCACCUCACAACACCGCAAUGAAGGUCAACGCUCGCCAGAUCCUCGCCGGUAUCGCCGCCGGCGGCGCCGCCACUGACGGCCUCAACGGCACCGCUACGCCCGCCGAGGCGUCCCUCACGACGGCUGAGCUCACCAACGCUGCUCUCCUUCCCUUCUCGAAGCAGUGCCGCGCCGCGCUCAAGGAGGUCGUCAAGUCCGACGGCCCCGUCGGCCAGUGUCUCCACACGUCCCUCGUCUGGGCCGGCCUGAACCAGAACGCGUCCCUCGUGCCCUACCUCGACAAGUGGGUGCAGGCGACGUGCACCGACGCGCCGUGCUCGGCGGCGCUGCUGUCCAAGGCGGCCGACUUCAUCGCCGACAACUGUAACGACCAGGAGUCGGGCCUGAGCGUGCCCCGCAAGUGGGCGCACGAGAUUGUCAGCCUGUACCCGCUCGCGCGCGAGAUCUCGUGUCUCCAGACCGAGACCAAGUUCCCGUACUACCCCGGCGCUGAGGGCGCCAACAACGCAACCGCCACGAACGGCACGACGGUCGACACCAACGGCACGGCCGCGACCAACGGCUCCGCCGUCGGCGUCCUCCCCGUGCCUAUUGGCGGCAACGCCACCGUCGCCAACGGCACCGCCGCGGCCACGAACGCGUCUGCGGAGACCGGCCCAGAGUACUGCCUCGUCGGCAUCGCCGCCGAGCUCGAGGCCGCCCUCGGCCACCCCUUCGACGUCAAGUCGCUCAUCCAGCUCGCGUCCCUCAACCAGACGUCGGCGUCGGCCCUCGUCGCCAAGAUCCCCAAGAACGUCAUCUGCAGCGACUGCGUCUACGCCACCCUCGACCUCGUGUACCAGUCCGUGCCCGACUGGUUCAUCGUCCACCCCGACCCCAACGUGACGUUCACCCCCGACGCUGUGGCUGCCACCAACGGCUCGGUCGUGAACGGCACCACUGUCGACACGAACGCGACCGUCGCCACCAACGCCACCGUCGAGGGCAACAACGCCACUGCGACCAACGCCUCGGCCGUCGCUAACGGCACCGACGCCAACUCCACCGGCACCCCCUCGCCCAUCAUCGCCCUCCUCCAGGGCUACUGCGGCUACACGCUCACCUCGAACGGCACCAUCCCCGACUCGAUCAGCCUCGGCGCCAAGGACUCGACCUACACCCACCAGAUCGUCGCCGCCAACGGCACUGUUCUGUUCACUCCUCCCCCUCCCCCCGCCACCAACGGCACCACUGUCGAGGGCGGCAACGGCACUGUCGGCACCAACGGCACGACCGGCACCAACGGCACUCUCCCCACCAACGGCACCCUCCCUACCAACGGCACCGUCGGCACCAACGGCACUGUCGGCACUAACGGAACCACCGGCACCAACGGCACCGUUGGCGGCAACACCACCGUCGGCGGCGGCAACACCACCCUCAACGGCACGACCCCCGUCGGCGGCGGCAACGGCACCAACGUCACCUCGCCCCUUCCUGUCGUCUCGUCGUCGGUGUCCUCGGCCUCGGCCUCCGAGUCCGCCACUGCCACCGUCUCCGUGUCAGUGAUCCCCUCGGUCAGCCCCUCGGCCACCGCUGCCUCCGAGUCGGCCGCGGUCACCACCGUCCCUGCCGUCUCGGUCUCGGCUUCCGCCUCCGCCUCGGCCUCGCCCGUCGGCAUCGCUGGCCGCAGGCGCAACAACUUCUUCUAGACGGGGCAUACAUGAACGCUUUCGCUGGUGCGCAGCAAAAGCUCCCAGCACCUUACCCCACCCACUUGGGGUUGUUACAUAAUGUCCCCUACAUACAUAUAAUUGAUGAAUCGUGUACUCGCAGA
This is a messenger RNA of Vanrija pseudolonga, 1872 nucleotides long. RefSeq lists its product as uncharacterized. The record is from RefSeq and is a predicted model, not a curated record. NCBI's taxonomy places the organism in Eukaryota, Fungi, Basidiomycota, Tremellomycetes, Trichosporonales, Trichosporonaceae. The transcript is spliced from 2 exons. Bases 74 to 1747 code for a protein of 557 amino acids.